Ambispora leptoticha is the source of this 2863-nucleotide messenger RNA. NCBI's taxonomy places the organism in Eukaryota, Fungi, Glomeromycota, Glomeromycetes, Archaeosporales, Ambisporaceae. The record is from the annotation of a GenBank genome assembly.
GUCCUGAGUCCCAUCUCGCAAAAAAGUCACUGCACGUUGCUCGCACACAAACAACACACUUCGAGAUCGAUGGAUCCAAGUUUAUACCAACAACAACCAACAGAAGCAGCAGUUGCUGGUGGCUAUCCUCAGCCCUAUCUAAAUAACUUUUCAAAUAACCCGGCAUACAUGGGAGCAGCAGCCAAUGGAAUAAACUCGAUGAUGUCUAAUCUUGGAAAUCGUGCAAUGUUUAGCGCACCUGUUGGAGCUCCAGUUGCUGCAGUGUCAUCAAUGUCAGCAAAUGGCAUGCCACCGGCAAAAAGAGUUGCGUUAGCACCACCACCAACAACAAUGCAAAAUAUGUAUCAGAAUUUAUCACCAAAUCAAUUCUUUGGACCAAUGACACAGACAGGAGGCAAUAAUAGCAGCGAUAAUAAUACUAAUAAUGCCGGUCAAUCAAUGCUUAGAUUAACUAGAUCUAAUCAUUCACCAUUUAUGAAUCCAAUGAGUCAGGGGAUUGAUAUGAAAGCCCAAACAGCAGCAACCAUGCAAGCCAAUAAUCCAUAUGCACCAAUUUAUGGACAAUAUCCACAGCAGGCUCAGAAGCCUGCUGUUGGAAUGAAUAACCUAAUGAAUCAAUCAAUUCAUGGUAUAGAUGAUAAUGGAGUUGGAUGGUUGGAUAUGGAUGAUCCAAAUACUGUUUAUGAUUUUAGUAUAACCGGUGGAGGUUUGGAGCUCUCGAAUGCUUCAAGUAUUUCGAAUUGGAAUGCAUUACAGGAAAAUUUUAAUUAUUCUACAAAGCCAUACUCAUCAUCUAUAAAUCCAAGUCAUCAACAACAACAAUCAGAACAAAUGACAACUUUAUCGCAAUCUCAUCAAGCGGAUCAAAAUUCGAACUCCUUACAAGGUAAUUUAAAUUUUAUGACACGGGCUACCAAACCAUACAAUCCAUUAGAUCAAAACCAUCAAGAUUCUUCAUCGUUAUCCCAAUCAUCAGAUACAAAUCAACAAAUUAAGACCACAAAUAUGUUACAACAACACCAACCACCACAAUCACUUUCACAAUCUUCUCAAAAUGACAUAGGAUCUCAUGGAAUGCUUAGUGGUCAGGUUCCAGUAUCACAAAAAAGUAUACAGAGAAAUCCCUCAAGCAAUAUGCAACAUAAUUAUCUUGAUACUAUGCAAAUGCUGUCUGUCGGCUCUGGUAACAAUAACUUGUCUGCGAUUUAUGGUAAUCAAAUUAAUUAUAAUCAACCCAUACGAGCAUCUCCCUCGAGACAGUUUCCUAAAACUUACACGAAUGAAUCACUUCAAAUGUCAAAUUCUUUAAUGGGAGGAUAUCCACAAUCUCCAACACCAUCGGGGAAACAAUUGACUGAUACUCGAUCAAUAGCGCAGCAACAGCAAUUAUUCAUUCAUUCAACAAAUUCACAACCCACUAAUCCAUUAAUACCUUCACAAACUCAAGCAGCUCUUUCAGCUUCAUCGCAUUCAAAACAACCAACACCUCUUAUAAGAAAGCAGCCACAACGACCAAAUAAAGUUACUUAUUUCCCCAAAACCAGAACAGUAGAAACUUAUGGUGGGAUAGAUUUAAGGGUAUUUGAAAGAUUUUCUAUACCCUUAAAUUUACCUGGAAUUCAAGACUUGGGUGCCGUUGAUAUUCACGCUCUUACAAUGUCACUAAAGUCUAAUAUGAAACUUGAAGUGACCAAUGCGCUCAAUACACUGACCACUAUUACAAGCCAGAGAAAUAUCACGAUAGAUCUGAGGCUAUGCACAGAUUUGCUGGAUGUAUUGCUUGAUGCAUUAGUAGAAUACGCCGAUGAUUAUUCAUCGUAUACAGAAGAAUCGGACGAGAAUCUUGGACCGGAACGCAAAUUUUUAACAUAUCAAGAACUUGUCGAACUAUCAAGGAACGAAUAUUUUGAGCUUGCUUAUGAAAGCUCAAGCGUAUCGGAAGGAUGGUUAUCACGUCGGGAACAAUGCUGGUGUAUAACGAAUUUAAUAAGAAAUUUCUCGUUUAUGGGUGAAAACCAGCUGUAUCUUGCAAAACAUUCUCGACUAUUGACUGUAUUGAUGCGAAUGUUAUACAUUGGUGAAUACGAUGAAAGUGACAAGGGCAACAUUAAUAAGUCAAUAAAAGGAAAAGAAAAAGAAGUCGAUAAUGAUCUACAGAAUGGAAACCAAACAUCGGAGAAAGAAACGAAUCAUAUUAAAAAAUCGUCAUUAAAUCUAAUACAUCAGAAGAGAGGAGCUCUUGAUAUUCUUGAUUAUCGCAAAAGCAUGCUGACUAUUCUAUCGAACAUUGCUUCUUAUCUCAUAUUACCCUCCGUUAGCAUAAGUAGAGAUCUUUUAUCAAUAUUAGCAGACUUUCUAGAACAUACCGAAGACUAUUAUGCACAAGUGGCAUUGGAAGUCCUGGCAAAAAUAUCGGUAGCAUAUGAAAAUCGACAAUUAAUUGGUGGAUGUUCGGAAUCGACCAUACUCUCGUUAUUCAAUUGUUUGAUAAGAAUGUUACCACGUGGGGAUAGAAUUGACGCUAAUCGAGUUUUACAAGAAUUAGCAAAUUUGGAGAGCGUGGUUAUGGCGCUAUAUAAUCUCGCAUGUUUGAGUAACGAGUCUUUAAGACGAAAGAUGGUAAAUACUGCUGGAUUUGUACCUCGAAUGCUGAAAAUGUCAAUAACAUUAGCCAGUAUUGGCAAUGAUCCAAAUACUAGUGUGUUCACAAUAUUAUGUCGAAGAGCGAUAGAAACAUUGAAAGUGCUGGCGAAAGGCAACCAAAGUGUUUUCCUUGUAUAUACUGAACAAUUAAUGCAUGCUCUAUUGACUCCAUAUAUAGAUCCUGUCGUGGAAAGAGACUUGGAAUCAAUUAUGUAUCCAG